Haliotis rubra (blacklip abalone) is the source of this 15043-nucleotide messenger RNA. RefSeq names its product dynein axonemal heavy chain 3-like. Gene Ontology annotation, biological process: microtubule-based movement. Lineage: Eukaryota; Metazoa; Mollusca; Gastropoda; Lepetellida; Haliotidae. Gene Ontology annotation, cellular component: dynein complex. The record is from RefSeq and is a predicted model, not a curated record. Gene Ontology annotation, molecular function: minus-end-directed microtubule motor activity; ATP binding; dynein light intermediate chain binding.
AUGGAGGAUCUCUGUUGGUGACAGGUUUCGCGAAUUGUAGUGUUCAUGAUUACGGGGACUGAUGCCCUUGAUACAGGUCCCCAGAAAGUGACAAUAGCCUCUGUAGCAAAAACAACAUAAAUACAUCUCCGAGAGUAGCCUACAGAUUUCCUGUUUUCAGAUAUGGCUCUUCAGCGGGCCAAGGUGUGUGAAACACCUAUCCAGAGUUGCAGCAAGACCAGAGGGCUGCCUGGACUCCCCCCACUUCCAUCCACUGAUAAUCAUCCAUCUGACCUCUACCAGAUUGUGCUGAGAAACAGUGAGCAUCCCCCUUUGAUGAAAGGUACAUCAUGGACUCUUGCAGCACCAUUCAAAGAGCAGAAAUAUCACCGCAGCCCCAGCGAGUCGAUUGCCAACAAUUACACACCCACAGCAUCCGAUCUGAAGCUGAAAGACCUUCCAAAACUUGUGCGAUCCAAGACAACAGGCAGAACUUUGCCCCCAAUUCACACUAGUGUGGAGAUGGUGAAGAAAAGCCCAAGGCAGCGAGGGCCAGGAGUCACAAGGAGUAAAACAAUGGAUGUUGUGAAAAAUGGUCUGAUCAAUGGUCAGUUAUCACCACGUCAGGAAGUUGUGCCAGAACUACCACCAAGUCGACCUCUGACCCCAACUGAGCAGAUGGACAUCAUGCAGGCCAUAGAGGAAGAGGAAAGUAAGCAGUCUGGAGAACCCAAUGACAGAGACCUCGAGCGUUACUACUACUACAUUAACAAGGGUAUCCGGAAAGAGAUGCUGGCUCCCCAGUCUCCAACCCAGAUUAAGAACAUCCAGCUCCUCGUCCCCUCUAGUCUCAUCUCCAGCUGGGAACACGAGGCCCUCAACCAGCAGCUGCUGCAGGAGAUAGAUGAAGGCUACGAGAUGAGCAUCAGGAAGUCAAUAGUUGACUACGUUCUGAAGGACCAGGAUGAGAGAGACAGACUACACAUUGCUUAUACACCAAAACCGUUCCCUCUGAGGUUGAUACGAGCUCCCGUUCCCUGGCACCAGUCGUACCAGCUGUCUCGUAACUUCAACUUCAACCACCUAUUCAUUACAAACUCCAUUAUGCAUGAUCUACAGAACAUCUGGUUUGACCAGUUCAGCCAUCUGCGGUUCAUCAACCUGAAGGAACUGUUGGCGUCAGACCUGCCCCUGCUGCCUGCUGAGUUUGAAUCCCUCGUCAAGAAACAGUGUUGGGAGGCUCAUGAAGUUCUCAGGAAGAGCUGGAUUCCUACAUGUGCGAAGGUGUUCAUUGAGAAGACCGACCUGUGGCAGGACCUAGUUCCUCCCAAUGAUACAGACUCCACAGAGAUGAUUCAGGAAUUCUUCCGCUGCGUCGCCGCCGUCAUGUCCAUCCACCUCCGCAGCAUGGUCAUCAACUCACUCGGGGACUUCCUGGAGUUCUUCCAGAUACACAAGGUGGGUAACGACUUCGGUGAGGAGUUUGACGAGCUGCAGUACGUCAUGCCGCAGAUCAUGAUCAUCAAGUUGAGGGUGGAGGACCCCAAGAUCGUGUUUGACCCACCCUUCAGGGAGAUCAGAGACAUCAUUCUCAAAUGUUUCUCCGAGAUCAUUGCCAGUGGAGAGGGACUAUCAAGGGUUGAAACGGAACUAUUCCCUGAUAUGAGAGGUCAGCGCCUCCUCUUGAGGUCAGUGAAAAUCGAGGAGACACUGUUCACCGACUUUGUUGAUAAGGCCAUGGAGAUCUUCAAGGAUAACACGGUGGGACCUCAGAAAUACCUAAACAUAUACAAGAAAUAUUCAGAUCUGCUCAACAACAAAGCCGAUCAGGACGUGUCAGCCUUCCUCCGAGAAAAACAUUCCAUACAAGCUUUCAAGAAGAAAAUCACAGGUUACCAGGAUCUGAAGGAUGAGAUUGCUCUGCUCCGAAUCACUGUCCCGUUGAGCAUGUUCUGUCUUGACUGUGUUCAGCUGAACACAGAGCUGUGUCUCAGGGCACAAAGACUGAAGGAAAGACUCAUUGUAUUUGAAGUAGAUGAGAACCGAGAGCUGAACAGAGCCAUCUGUCGUCGGUAUGACGAGAUGGCCGACAGAGUGAGCGAGAUUCCUGAGACCACACAGGAACUGGUUGAAACGCAGGAAUUCCUCAAAACUUCUACUGAAGUUACAGUGUACAAGCUGAAGGAUGAGAUAGAUGAGUCGGCUAACAGACUGAUGUUCCUCCUGGACUACGCUAUCUUCCCAUUUGAGGAUAUCAAGCUGAACAGCACAGUAUUCCACUGGCCAGACCAUAUCCGUACAGUGUUUGAGUUGAGCCAGAACCGCAUUGUCAACAAGCGUGACACCAUUGAGGAUCACCUCCGCAAGAGGGUGUCCGACUUUGAGGACCGACUGAACGGCUACUACAAGGAGGUGGAGUCCUUCAGGAAGAAGGAGAUCAUGAGCCCCGACGAGAUGAAGAACAACACGGAGCUGCUGGCCCGUAUCACGUCAGACCUGGAGAAGGCUCGGGAAGAUCUGGAUGGCAUCAAUGAAGAAGAACGCCUCCUUGAGUGGGAACAGAGUGCGUUCCCCAUCCUGCACCAGAUGUUCCAAAUGAAGGAACCUUAUGAGAAACUGUGGAACACAGCGUUCACCUUCACUCAACGACAUGAAAACUGGACACAUGGUUCAUUCAUGGACCUUAAUGCUGAAAACAUUGACACUGAGGUCAGCGAGAUGUGGCGUGCAAUGUACAAACUCACCAAGACCUUCAACGACCAGGCUGGCCCGCGCCGAGUUGCAGAUAGUGUGAAGGGCAAGAUUGAUAAGUUCAAACAACACUUGCCUAUCCUCCACACCAUCUGCAACCCUGGCAUCCGGGACAGGCAUUGGGAUAUGAUGAGUGACAUCGUGGGCUUCAGCAUCAAGCCAGAGCCAGACACAUCUCUACAUCACAUGCUGGAGUAUGGCCUGUCUAAACAUCUCACUAGACUUGAGGAGAUCGGCGCAGCAGCAGCCAAGGAACACUCCCUGGAGAAGGCACUGGAGAAGAUGAAGUUUGAAUGGAAGGAUCUGCACUUUGAGAUGAUUCCAUAUCGAGAUACGGGUGUGUCGAUCCUGUCUGCUAUAGACGAUAUACAAGUGCUGUUGGAUGACCACAUCGUGAAGGCACAGACCAUGCGGGGCUCACCAUUCAUCAAACCAUUUGAGAAGGAGAUGCAUGAAUGGGAAGAGAAACUUGUGCUUAUGCAGGAUAUCAUUGAUGAGUGGUUGAAGUGCCAAGCCACCUGGUUAUAUCUGGAGCCAAUCUUCAGCUCUGAGGACAUCAUGGCACAGAUGCCAGAGGAAGGUCGCAAGUUCGGGAUCGUGGAUAGCUACUGGCGUGACAUCAUGACCGAGUCGGCCAAAGACACACAGUGUCUGGUAGCCACUGGUCAGGCCAACAUGCUGGGCAGGCUGAAGGAAGCCAAUGUCCUCCUGGAGGAGAUUCAGAAGGGGCUCAACGCGUACCUGGAGAAGAAGAGACUGUACUUUCCAAGAUUCUUCUUCCUGUCCAAUGAUGAGCUGUUGGAGAUCCUGUCAGAGACUAAGGAUCCAAUGAGAGUACAGCCGCAUCUCAAGAAGUGUUUUGAAGGCAUCAACAAGCUGGAGUUCACAGAACAGCAGGAGAUAGUUGGAAUGGUAUCGGCAGAGAAUGAGACAGUGCCUUAUGUCACCAAGAUCUUCCCUGCAAAAGCUAAGGGCAUGGUAGAGAAGUGGCUGCUGCAGGUGGAGGACGUGAUGAUCAGCAGUGUGAGGAAGGUCGUCAUGGACUCUGUCCAGGCGUACAAGGACACGCCCAGGAAGCGCUGGGUGGUGGAAUGGCCAGGACAAGUCACGCUGUGUGUCAGCAGCAUCUUCUGGACCGUGGAGGUUGUGGAGGCCAUGGCCAUCAAGGAUGGAAUGAAGAAUUACCUACUGAAGUGCAACAAACAGAUUGAGGAGAUUGUGGACCUGGUUCGAGGCAAGCUGGAGGGAGGAGCUCGUAUCACACUCGGUGCCCUCACUGUCAUUGACGUACAUGCUCGUGAUGUGGUUGCUGGUCUUGUAAGGGACAAUAUACAAAGUCCUCUUGAUUUUGACUGGCUGGCUCAGCUCCGUUACUACUGGGAGGAUGAUGUCAUUGUUCGUAUGAUCACCACCGACAUCAAGUAUGGGUAUGAGUACCUGGGCAACACACCUCGGCUCGUUAUCACACCACUUACAGACAGGUGUUACAGAACCCUUAUGGGUGCCCUGAAACUGAACCUGGGUGGUGCCCCUGAAGGUCCUGCUGGAACAGGGAAGACAGAGACAUGUAAAGAUCUAGCCAAGGCUGUGGCCAAACAGUGUGUUGUCUUCAACUGCUCAGAUGGCUUGGACUAUAAGGCUAUGGGCAAGUUCUUCAAGGGCUUGGCACAAGCUGGAGCGUGGGCUUGUUUCGAUGAGUUCAACCGUAUCGAGCUGGAGGUGUUGUCUGUGGUUGCCCAGCAGAUCGCCAGUAUCCAGCAGGCUAUUGCUGCUCGGCUGAAGAGGUUCAUGUUUGAGGGCACUGAGCUGUCACUGAACCCAACAUGCACCAUGUUCAUCACCAUGAACCCUGGCUACGCUGGAAGACAGGAGCUGCCUGAUAACCUCAAGGUUCUGUUCCGAACAGUAGCUAUGAUGGUCCCAGAUUAUGGCAUGAUUGGAGAGAUUGUCUUGUACUCAGUCGGAUUUGUGGAUGCUAGAAGCUUGUCUAACAAGAUUGUUGCCACGUAUCGUCUCUGCUCCGAGCAGCUGUCGUCCCAGCACCAUUAUGACUAUGGUAUGCGAGCUGUCAAGUCUGUGUUGACAGCAGCUGGUAACCUCAAACUCAAGUAUCCAGAUCAGGAUGAAGCUGUGCUGCUCCUCAAGGCCAUCAAUGAUGUGAACCUGCCCAAGUUCUUGGCUCAGGAUGUACCGUUGUUCGAGGGCAUCAUCUCCGAUCUGUUCCCUGGUGUGCAGCUGCCGAAACCAGACUAUGGCGUCUUCAUGGAUGCUCUGAAAGAAAACAUUGCCAAGAGGAAACUGCAGGCAGUGCCAUGGUUUAUAGACAAGAUUAUUCAGAUUUUCGAGAUGAUCCUCGUACGACAUGGUUUGAUGGUGGUGGGUGAACCACUGGGUGGGAAGACGAUGGGCUGGCAGUGUCUGGCCGAUGCCCUCGGGGACCUGCAUGUAGCCGGCCUGUUUGAUGAGUUUCGGGUCGUCCAUCGUAUCAUCAACCCCAAGUCCAUCACCAUGGGUCAGCUGUAUGGAUGCUUUGACCCUGUCUCCCAUGAGUGGACCGAUGGUGUGUUGGCAAACACAUUCCGAGAGUAUGCCAGUAACCCAAAUGAUGACCGCAAGUGGAUCUUGUUUGACGGCCCUGUAGAUGCUGUGUGGAUUGAAAACAUGAACACUGUACUGGAUGACAACAAGAAGCUGUGUUUGAUGAGCGGUGAGAUCAUCCAGAUGAGCAACAAGAUGAACCUGAUAUUUGAACCGGCGGAUCUGGAGCAGGCCUCGCCAGCCACUGUUAGUCGGUGUGGUAUGAUCUACUUAGAACCCCACCAGAUGGGUUGGCGGCCACUCAGAGACUCGUACAUGCAGCAUGAGCUGCCACAGAAACUGUCUGAUGAGAACAAGGAACUGGUAGCCGACUUGUUUGAGUGGCUAGUGGAUCCAUGUCUGCAUUACAUCAACAAGGAGUGCAAGACGUUCAUCACGACGUCAGACAUGCACUCGGUGCAGUCACUGAUGAGGCUGUUUACUUGUCUGUUGGAUGAGGUCAAGGAGGCGUGCGAGUACGAGGUGGAGGAGGGUGUGGAGCCCAAAAGAGGUCUAACGAACCAACAGAUAACACUUUGGCUCCAAGGUUUGUUCCUGUUUUCGGUCAUCUGGACUAUCGGUGGAACACUGACUGGAGACAGUCGGAAGAAGUUUGACAUAUAUUUCCGGACACUCAUCAGUGGGACUGACCCAGAUAACCCCAAACCAAAGAGUAUCAAGAUCACCAAGAGUAACUCUAUCCCAGAACGGGACACAAUCUAUGACUUUUGCUUCGAGAAGAAGGCCAGUGGUCACUGGGUCAGCUGGAUGGACACUCUUGACAAGAGCAAGACCGGUAUCCCUGCAACGGCCAAGGUAUCAGACCUGAUUAUCCAGACAAUGGAGACAGCACAGCAGACAUUCUUCUUGAAGACGUAUCUGUCCCAUGAAAUCUCAACUCUAUUUGUGGGCCCCACGGGAACGGGCAAGUCGGCCAUCACCAACAGCUAUCUCCUCAGUUUGCCCAAGGAUGUUUACAUCCCCAACUGCAUCAACUUCUCUGCCCGCACAUCUGCAAACCAGACCCAAGACAUCGUCAUGUCCAAACUGGACAGGAGGAGGAAGGGUGUGUAUGGUCCCCCAAUGGGGAAGAGGUCAGUUGUGUUUGUUGAUGAUCUGAACAUGCCUGCCAAGGAGAAGUAUGGCGCCCAGCCUCCCAUUGAGCUGCUCCGACAGUGGAUUGACCACGGUCACUGGUAUGACAGGAAGGACACAUCCAAAGUCUACCUUGUUGAUGUUCUGUUCGUGACGGCCAUGGGUCCCCCUGGUGGAGGAAGAAAUGACAUCACUGGACGAUUCUCUCGCCAUCUCAACAUCGUCUCCAUUGAGGAGUUUGACGACAACACAAUGAACAGGAUCUUCACAACAAUCACAGACUGGCAUUUCUCCAAGGGCUUUGAGCAGUCCUUCCCCAGGAAUGGCAAGCUGCUUGUGUCAGCUACUAUGGGUGUUUACAAGGAGGCCAUUCAGAGCUUCCUCCCAACACCCACCAAGAGUCACAACGUGUUCAACCUGCGAGACUUCUCCCGAGUGAUCCGUGGCGUGCUGCUCGUGCCCCCCACUCACAUGACAGAACCAGAGAAGCUGAUGAGGCUGUGGGUGCAUGAGGUCUACAGGGUCUUCUAUGACCGUCUCAUUGAUGAUGCAGACAGGACCACUUUCUUCAACAUUGUGAAAGAAAUGUCACAGACCCACUUUAAGAUGAACAUUGAUAAAAUACUGGGCCACUUGUCUAAGAGUGGCAACGUUGUUGACGAUAAUGUCCGUAGUUUGUUCUUUGGUGACUACAUGAAUGCUGACCAGAAGGUAUACGAUGAGGUCACUGAUCUCAAGGAGCUGACCAGUGUAAUGGAACACUAUCUGGAGGAGUUCAACACCAUGAGCAAAGCACCCAUGCACCUUGUUAUGUUUAAGUUUGCUAUUGAGCACAUCUCGCGUGUCAGUCGCGUAUUGCUGCAGGACAAUGGACAUGCGCUGCUUGUUGGUAUUGGUGGUUCAGGAAGGCAGAGUGCUUGCAAGCUGGCUACAUUCAUGGCUGACUUCGACUUGUUCCAAAUAGAGAUUACCAAAAACUAUACCACAGUUGAGUGGAGGGAAGACCUUAAAAAGUUGCUGGUGAAGACAGGUUCUGAAGGGAAGCCCACAGUGUUCCUGUUCUCGGACAACCAGAUCAAGGAUGAGUCCUUCAUGGAGGAUAUCAGUAUGAUCCUCAACACUGGCGACGUCCCCAACAUCUUCCCUGCUGACGAGAAGGCAGACAUCAUUGAGAAGAUGCAGGUGGUUGCCAGGAAUGAGGGUAAGAAAAUUGAGGCCACCCCACUGUCAAUGUACAACUUCUUCAUAGAGAGAGUGAAGACCAACCUCCAUAUUGUACUGGCCAUGAGUCCUAUUGGCGAUGCGUUCAGGAACAGACUGAGGAUGUUCCCCUCGCUCAUCAACUGCUGCACAAUCGACUGGUUCCAGGCGUGGCCGGAGGAUGCCCUGGAGAUGGUGGCCAACAAGUUCCUGGAGGAGGUGGAGCUGGAGGACGGCGUUAGGAAGGAGACUGUCAUCAUGUGCAAGUACUUCCAUGAGUCUGUGAGGAACAUGUCAGAGAGGUAUUUUGACAUGCUUCGCCGGCACAACUAUGUAACCCCAACAUCGUAUCUGGAGUUGAUCCUGACCUUCAAGAGUCUCCUGGGUGUUAAGCGAGAGGCCAUAUUAACCAUGAAGAACCGUUACCUGACCGGUCUAGAGAAGCUGGACUUUGCAGCCUCCCAGGUGUCUGUGAUGCAGCAAGAGCUUCAGGACCUCCAGCCAGAACUCAUCAAGACGUCCGCCGAGACUGAGAAACUCAUGAUCAAGAUUGAGCAGGACACAGUAGAGGUGGAGGCCAAGAAGGAGGUUGUAGCUGCUGAUGAAGCUGUGGCCAAUGAGGCUGCUGCUGCUGCCCAGGCAAUCAAAGAUGAAUGUGAAAGCGAGCUGGCUGAAGCUAUCCCAGCCUUGGAAUCGGCCAUCUCAGCCCUCAACACUCUCAAACCAUCCGACAUCACACUUGUCAAGUCUAUGAAGAACCCUCCUCCUGCCGUGAAGCUGGUGAUGGAGUCAGUGUGUGUGAUGAUGGGCUCCAAGUCAGAGAGGAAGCCGGACCCCGGUGGCAGUGGGAAGAUGAUAGAGGACUACUGGGGACCUUCUCUCAAGCUGCUCAGUGACCUCAAGUUCCUGGACCGACUCAAAACAUACGACAAGGACAACAUCCCUCCUCCUGUCAUCAAGAAAAUUAGAGAGAAGUAUAUGUCAAACCCAGACUUUGACCCUGCCCUGAUUAAGAACGCCUCCACUGCCUGUGAGGGUUUGUGUCGAUGGGUCAGAGCCAUGGACACAUAUGAUCGGGUGGCCAAGGUCGUAGCACCCAAGAAGGAGAAAUUAGCCCAAGCUGAAAGCGAGCUGUCUGUACAGAUGGACAAGCUCAAUGAGAAGAGAGGUCAACUACAAGCUGUGACAGACAAGCUGCAGGCGCUGAAUGAUGAGUUCGAGGCUAUGACCCAGAAGAAGAAGGAGCUGGAAGACAACAUCGACCUGUGCUCAAAGAAGCUGGACAGAGCAGAGAAGCUGAUCGGUGGACUGGGUGGGGAGAAGGACAGAUGGACAGAGGCAGCGAGGAUGUUAGGGGAUAAAUAUAUCAACAUAACCGGGGAUGUCCUUAUGUCUGCUGGUGUGGUGGCCUACCUUGGUGCCUUCACUGUCGACUUCAGACAGGACAUCACCAAGGAGUGGCACACGCUGUGCAAGGAGAAGGAGAUCCCAAGUUCUGAAGUGUUCUCUCUCAAUCUUACACUGGGGGAUCCAGUGAAGGUUAGAGCAUGGCAGAUUGCUGGCCUGCCUGUUGAUUCAUUCAGUGUUGACAAUGGAAUCAUUGUUAGCAACUCCAGAAGAUGGCCACUUAUGAUAGAUCCACAAGGUCAAGCCAACAAGUGGAUCAAGAACAUGGAGAAGGAAAACAAACUUGGCAUCAUCAAGUUGUCUGAUGCGAACUACAUGCGUACACUGGAGAACGCCAUCCAGUUUGGAACGCCGGUACUGCUAGAGAACAUUGCAGAGGAGUUAGACCCAAUCCUGGAGCCUAUCCUGCAGAAACAGACGUUCAAGCAGCAGGGUGUGGAGUAUAUUCGCUUGGGGGACAAUGUCAUAGAGUAUUCCCAUGACUUCAAGAUGUACAUCACCACCAGACUCAGGAACCCUCACUAUCUGCCGGAAGUCUCAGUCAAGGUGUGUGUGCUGAACUUCAUGAUCACCCCCCAAGGUCUGGAGGACCAGCUGCUUGGAAUUGUGGCAGCCAAGGAAAAGCCAGAGCUGGAGGAGAAGAAGAACCAGCUGAUCCUGGAAUCAGCUGCCAACAAGAAGCAGCUGAAGGAGAUUGAGGACAAGAUCCUGGAAGUCCUCUCCUCAUCACAGGGUAAUAUUCUAGAGGAUGAGACAGCUAUUAAGGUCCUCUCCUCCUCCAAAGUCCUGUCUGAGGAGAUCUCAGCCAAGCAGGAGAUCGCUGCAUCCACAGAAAAGGAGAUUGAUGAGACAAGAAAUGGAUACAAACCUGUCGCAGUUCAUUCAUCUAUAUUGUUCUUCUGCAUCUCUGACCUUGCCAAUAUUGAGCCCAUGUACCAGUACUCCUUGACCUGGUUCAUCAACCUGUAUCUGCAGUCCAUCAUCAACAGUACACCUUCAGAUGACUUGGAGGAGAGAAUCUUCAACCUCAAUGACCACUUCACCAACAGCAUCUACCGUAAUGUGUGUCGGUCACUGUUUGAGAAAGACAAGCUCCUCUUCUCCUUCGUCCUGUGUAUUGGAAUUAUGAGAGGACAGGGCAAUAUCAUGGAGGAAGUGUGGAGGUUCCUGCUGACUGGGGGCGUGGCCCUAGAGAAUCCCUACCCCAACCCAGCCCCUGAGUGGCUCACAGAAAAGUCCUGGGCUGAAAUUGUCAGAGCAGGAAGUCUGCAGAAUCUCAAAAAUUACAGAGAACAUUUUGAAGAAAAUGUAUCGGAAUGGAAGAAAUUCUACGAUUCCUCAGCACCUCAUGAAUACAAACUGCCAAGUCCAUUUAAUGCUCUUAGCGGUCUUGAGAGGAUGGUCAUAUUAAGGACACUGCGGCCAGACAAGAUUGUUCCUGCAACUCAGGAGUUCAUUGUCGACAAUCUAGGCCAGACAUACAUCGAGCCUCCGACAUUUGACCUGGUUGGUUCAUUUGCGGACUCGACUUGCUGUGCUCCUUUAAUCUUUGUGCUCUCUCCGGGAGCCGAUCCUAUGGCGGCUCUUCUCAAGUUCGGCCAAGACAAAGGCUUUUCUGGCAACCGUAUCCAAACCAUCUCCUUGGGACAAGGACAGGGUCCCAUUGCUGCAAAGAUGAUUGACAAUGCUAUCAGAGAUGGUACUUGGGUGGUGCUACAGAACUGCCAUUUAGCCACAAGUUGGAUGCCGAGACUGGAGAAGAUCUGCGAGGAGGUGAUAGUUCCUGAGAACACGCACAAAGAGUUCCGUCUGUGGUUGACCAGCUACCCCUCAGAUGAGUUCCCUGUGUCCAUCCUGCAGAAUGGGGUCAAGAUGACCAAUGAGCCUCCUAAAGGUCUACGUGCCAACCUGCUGAGAUCCUACCUCAAUGAUCCUAUCUCAGACCCUGCCUUCUUUGGUGGAUGUAAUAAGGGAGUCAAGUGGCACAAGAUGCUGUUCGGUCUGUGCUUCUUCCAUGCCAUGGUCCAAGAGAGGAGGAAGUUUGGUCCCCUUGGCUGGAACAUCCCGUAUGAGUUCAACGAAUCUGAUCUGAGGAUCAGCAUGAGACAGAUGCUGAUGUUCCUGAAUGACUAUGAAGAACUACCCCUCCCAGCUCUCACCUACCUGACAGGGGAGUGUAACUAUGGUGGCCGCGUCACUGACGACAAGGACAGAAGGCUGCUGAUGUCACUGCUGUCCAUCUUCUAUAAGGAUAAGAUCAUCAGCCAUCCUGACUACAAGUUCUCCCCAAGUGGUCUGUACUAUGCCCCUGAGGAAGCCCAGUAUCAGAGCUACCUGGACUACGUCCGCACCCUCCCACUCAUCCCCAACCCGGAAGUGUUUGGGCUUCAUGAGAACGCUGACAUCACCAAGGACAACCAGGAAACUCAGCAGCUGUUUGACAGCAUCCUACUAACUCUGCCCCGACAGAGUGGUGGAGGAGGAAAGUCUUCGGGAGAGGUUCUACAAGAUCUUGCUGCUGACAUUCUGUUGAAACUCCCUAAAGACUUUGAUAUCGAAUUUGUGAUAAACAAGUACCCAGUUGUCUACAAUGAGUCCAUGAACACUGUGCUACGUCAGGAGCUGAUCAGAUUCAACCGACUGACGAAGGUUGUUCGUAGCACCCUCCAGAACCUACAGAAGGCCAUCAAGGGUCUGGUGGUCAUGUCCUCCGAGUUGGAGGAAGUGUUUGACUCAAUGCUGGUGGGCAAGGUGCCUGCUGUGUGGGCGGCCAAGUCCUACCCAUCACUGAAACCUCUGGGUAGCUACGUGACAGAUCUCCUGCUCAGAUUGAAGUUCCUCAAGGACUGGAUAGACAACGGUGCUCCUGCCACAUUCUGGCUGUCGGGAUUCUACUUCACCCAGUCCUUCCUGACAGGUGUGUCACAGAACUUCGCCCGCAAGUACAGCAUUCCCAUAGAUUUGGUCGGGUUUGAGUUUGCAGUAACGUCCGAGGAGAGAGAGAUGACAGAAAAACCGGAAGAUGGAGCUUAUGUCUAUGGCCUCUUCCUCGAGGGUGCAAGAUGGGACCGAGAGAAGAUGCAGAUUGGAGAGUCUCUUCCCAAGAUUCUGUUUGACUCCAUCCCUGUCAUCUGGCUGAAGCCCAAUGAGAACAGCAAGUUCAAACCUGUACCAAGCUACUCCUGUCCUGUUUACAAGACCAGCGCCAGGAGAGGGACACUGUCCACUACGGGUCACUCUACAAACUUUGUCUUGUACAUCAACAUACCCACAGACAAGCCUCAACAACACUGGGUCAACCGAGGGGUGGCCGCUCUGUGUCAGCUUGACGACUGAGAGGCCUCAUCGUGGGUGUUAUGUGUCGUGUGUUGUGUUCUUUCUGAGAUUUAAUCCCCAUACACUAUGUCCAGUGAUCAUCAAAAUUACAACAACAAGAGUUGGAAAGGAGAUGUGUUCUGUUUCAAAUGAAUCAUUUGAAUAAAAAAAAUUGUUUAUAAAUUCUUAUUACAAGAGAAGACAUAAAUAAUUGGAUCAUGAACUACAGAAGCCUGGGUUUUUAUGUGUAUUUGUUUGUUUGGUUGAAAUGCAUCUUCAUUUAUUGAUGGAUGCAAGAGGACUUUAAACAGGACCAUCUCUGUCUCUGAAAACAGUCACAUAAGACAGGAGGCCCUGCUACUGCAUUGAUCACUGUACCAUGUCAGGGGUUUGUCCAGAUUGUUUACAGCUGUUACCAUGGAUACUGCUGGUGGGUCCAGUGGUACUCUGUGACUGACAGCAUCAUGUUCAUUGUCAUUGUACAUAGCGAGACCAGGUCAGCUGCUGUGAUCCUACUUCGAUGUCAAUCCGUCCACAUAACACGAGCAGAAACAAAGCAUUAUAUAUAUGUGAAAGUUGUGACACUGCUGUUUUGUAUUUAACAUGGAUCAGCAACAUUUGUAUAGUAUAUUGGAUGACUGCUGCUUAUUGCUAUUGGAGACAUUCCAUUUGUUAUUUUUGUUAUGUUUAACACGUCAAAAUAUUUUUCCUAUUGUACUUACAGCAUUUUAAAAAGAUUUGUUAACUCUUGAUUGGGUACUUAAUUGUUACGGAAUAAACAGACUGUUCUUGCUAUUCCAGUUGUGCACUGCUGAACUGAUUAUUGUUUAUCUGUUUAUCUCAGUUUGAAGUUUGGGGAAAUACACUCUUAUUAACUAAUUGUCAUACUUUGUGAUGGAGCUGAUGUUAACCGAUAACAGUUUGGUCAGUAAUUCCAAGAGUAAUUGCAUGUUUUAAAUUUGAAAUGUACUUAACAUUAUAAUGUUUGUUUUACCUGUGGUGAUUGUACUUAAAGCUUUGAUGACUUGUAUAUUUGUUUUAAAGAAGUUGAGUUUUGUUUUUGUUUUCAGAUGAAGGUAUUUUUCACUUUUAACUUGUAUCAACAAUGUUGUUUUGGCAGUUUGAGUAGGAAGUCAUGUUACAGGUAGAUUACAACCAAGUGAUUUACUGACUGACUGAUUUACAAAGUCCAAUACUGAAGGAAAUAUAAAAGGGAAUAGCUUAAGCAUUGGCUUAUUAUGUUAUUGUAUAUAUACUGUUAAAGAAUCAGAUAUUAUUCUAUAACAGUGGACUCACCCAAAACUAGCAUUUUAUUUUGGUACUUCUUGGUCUGAAUUCUUUCACUGACUCCAGAUUUCCUUUUAGUCUUAAUUAAGUGAUGGUCUUGUGAUAUUUUGAUUAAUCUUUUUAAAUGAUGGGCAGUAUCAUCUGGCAAUCACAUGCUCCAAGUACUGUAACAGAGUUAAAGACUUGAUAAGAAACACGAUUGGGAAAGAAAUUUGUGAUUUGUUGUAAUCAUAAAGCUUUCUAUUUGUCUAAUUUAUAGGUGUUUGAGAGAUGGUGUGAAACUGAAUCAAGAGCUUUCCAUCACAUUUAUGGCACACAUUGUUUGAGAGUUGUAAAUACUGCUCCUUGUGUGAGAUGUGUGAUGGUUUCUGUGAUACUGAAGCUGCUAGUCCCCUACCAAAGUCUUGACGAGUUACUGAAUACUGACAGUGCUGAAGAAUAGGAACACUGCUGAUGUAGAAGGCUCAUUAAUGGGUCCCAAUAUGGUUAAUCCACCAAUUAUGGUUGAUUUCGGAGAAUUCAAGUCUGAUCCACACAUUCAAUCUUCUUGUGAAUUUCUGAAAAGUAAUGUUUUUGAAUAUUUUACUUGAAUUCAGAGUUGUUGAAUUUGAAAAAAGUUGUUGUUUUUUGUAAUAUUUGUAUUCUGAACGGUGAUGCUAUGAAAUCUGCAUUUGUAUCACCAAGAAAGAUGCUUCAAACAAUUAUUUUCUCAUGAAAGCUAUGAACCACCGUAAAACUGUUGAAAUAUGUACUUGCUAUAACUAUUUGCAGGAUUCUACUGUUUAAACAAUAUAAGCUGUUGGUUUGUGAAAUUCAGAAAGAUAUAUAAAUUAUAUAUCAAAGUUUUAUUAUGGUGUGGUUUGCCAGUAAUAAAUGAAUAGAUGUCUUUAUACAAAUAAUUAUAUGUCAAAUGAUAAAUCUUACUUAAGUGUUUGCAUAUAUUGGUAACUGUACAUAUGUAUGUUUGUAUAUAAUACACUAAACCCAUGGUCACUCCUAUGUUAAUGACAUGCCAAAUGCCAGAGGUUAACAACCCAGAGAAACAUUUCAUUAUCAGGUUCUACCUUUAUUUUCAACAGCAUUAUUAACAAUAUAUAUAUUUACACAGCCAAAUUGAAGACUUUUCAGAUUUGUUUGAAAUUCAGAUUGAGAUGAAAUGUUUGAGUUUGCAAGGAUUUUCUUAAAACAUUGUAAGAAAUUUAUUUUAAAGAUUGAAGAAAAGAUUUACCUGUACUUUAGCUGGUGUACAGCACAUGUGUAAAUCAAAACUAGAUGCUUGAAGUUUCUUGUAUUUAUUUCCCUAACAUUUUGAUCAGUGUUAUUUUUAGUGGUGUACGUACACUUGUGGUUGUCCAUAAACAAACUGUGAUACACAUUCAGUGUGCUAAUAUUGUUUUUACAAAAUGUCAAAUAAACAGGCGAUUUUGUCUGA